Salvia splendens (bonfire salvia) is the source of this 2035-nucleotide messenger RNA. RefSeq names its product xylulose kinase 2. Gene Ontology annotation, molecular function: D-xylulokinase activity. The coding region runs from base 176 to 1852 and encodes 558 amino acids. NCBI's taxonomy places the organism in Eukaryota, Viridiplantae, Streptophyta, Magnoliopsida, Lamiales, Lamiaceae. The transcript is spliced from 11 exons. The record is from RefSeq and is a predicted model, not a curated record. Gene Ontology annotation, biological process: phosphorylation; D-xylose metabolic process; xylulose metabolic process. Gene Ontology annotation, cellular component: cytosol.
AAAUCCGAUUAUCUCGCAAAUCCGUGUCAUCAUCUUUAUCUAAUCAAUUUCUUAUCCAAAAUCAAUGUCACAUAUAUUUAUUCAUUUCAAAGUUUUUUUCGGAUUUCAAAAAUAAAUUUUUUUUGGUCUCUCUGUUUGACGGCAGUCUCCCAAUCUUCUUCUUCUUCUCUCAGUGAUGGACGAUUUCUCUCUCCCACAAGGCUCAUUUUCUCUUGGAUUCGAUAGCUCCACUCAGUCAAUGAAAGCAACCGUUUUGGAUGCAAGCUUAAACAUUGUAGCUCAGGAAAUUGUCAAUUUUGAUUCUGAAUUAUCGCAUUACAAGACUAAAGAUGGUGUUUAUCGAGACCCUAGUGUUAAUGGUAGAAUCGUUUCUCCCACCAUAAUGUGGGUGGAGGCAUUAGACCUAAUCCUUGAGAGGCUCCACAAAUCGGGGCUCGAUUUUGGGAAAAUCGUUGCUGUCUCCGGCAGUGGGCAGCAGCACGGCAGUGUGUAUUGGAAAACCGGAAGCUCGAGGGUGUUGUCAUCCCUGGACCCGAAAAAGCAAUUGGCGGAUCAGCUUGGUGACGCCUUCUCGGUGAAGGAGUCGCCUAUAUGGAUGGACAGUAGCACCACGGAGCAAUGUAGGGCCAUUGAGAAAGCUGUGGGUGGCGCCAUGGAGCUGUCGAGCCUCACUGGCUCGCGUGCUUAUGAGAGGUUCACCGGCCCACAGAUUAGGAGAAUAUUUGAGACGCAGCCUGAGGCUUAUAAGAGUACAGAGAGAAUCUCUUUGGUUAGCUCCUUCAUGGCUUCGCUUCUUAUUGGGAGCUAUGCUGCUAUCGAUCACACUGAUGGAGCUGGGAUGAAUUUGAUGGACAUUAAGGAGAGAGCUUGGUCGAAGAAAAUUUUGGAGGCCACAGCACCGAGUUUGGAGGAAAAACUAGGGAAGUUGGCGCCUGCAUACGAUGUUGCUGGUCAAAUCGCUUCUUACUUUGUGGAGAGGUAUCAUUUCGACAAAAACUGUCUAGUCAUUCAGUGGUCUGGUGAUAAUCCUAACAGCCUAGCAGGUUUGACUCUCAACAGUCCUGGGGAUUUGGCAAUCAGUCUUGGCACCAGUGACACUGUUUUUGCCAUUACUAACGAGCACAAGGCAUGCUUAGAAGGCCACGUUUUUCCUAAUCCAGUGGAUACAAAAGGCUACAUGGUUAUGCUAUGCUAUAAGAAUGGCUCCUUGACCCGUGAAGAGAUAAGGAACAAGUGUGCGGAUAAAUCUUGGGAUGUUUUCAGCGAAUAUUUGCAGCGGACACAACCUCUAAAUGGUGGAAAGUUGGGAUUUUAUUACAAAGACCAUGAAAUUAUUCCCCCGUUACCAGUUGGGUUCCAUCGCUAUGUUCUUGAGAACUUCAAAGGAGAUACAUUAGACGGGGUGAAAGAAACUGAGGUUACGGAAUUUGAUGCUGCCUCUGAGGUUCGAGCAUUAGUUGAAGGUCAGUUCCUCUCUAUGAGAGCUCAUGCUGAGAGAUUCGGACUACCUUCACCUCCGAAAUGCAUAAUUGCAACUGGUGGAGCAUCGGCAAAUGACAGCAUUCUCAAGGAAGUAGCUUCAGUUUUCGGGUGCAACGUAUAUAAAAUCCAAAGCUCAGAUUCAGCUUCUAUGGGAGCUGCUUUAAGGGCUGCUCAUGGUUGGUUGUGCAGCAAGAAGGGCAGUUUUGUUCCGAUUUCGUCCAUGUAUUCGGGCAAGUUGGAAAAGACCUCUCUCAACUGCCAACUUGCCGUUGCUGCUGGUGGCCACGACCUCGUCUCCAAGUAUGGUUUGUUGAUGAAGAAGAGAGUAGAAAUCGAGAAUCACCUUGUGCAAAAGCUCGGGCGAUUGUGAAAGCGGGUCCGGUUUUUAAAACAUUGGAUUCACGUGAGUUAGUUAUAUGCUGGUUUCUCUUUUAAAACAUUGGGAUUUUGAUGAACUUUUUCCGAUAAUCCUACUUGUAUAUAUGCUGGUUUCUCUUUGUGAUUUAUUUCAGUAACAGAGAUUUUUUUUAUGAUGAUAUUAUUGUUACAGUUA